Molecule: messenger RNA, 1353 nt
Organism: Tuber aestivum (summer truffle)
Lineage: Eukaryota; Fungi; Ascomycota; Pezizomycetes; Pezizales; Tuberaceae
Source: the annotation of a GenBank genome assembly
ACCUUCUCCGCUCCCUCUUCCCUCCCUCAUCCACUCCAAAAAAAAAGAGGCUUCUUCAUCUCCACACCAGAACCUUUUCCCCUUUCAGCAUUACCGCUGUUGUUGUUGUUGUCCACCUCUCUUUAUUCCUUCCCACCCACUCCCUGGGCAAACAAAUCCGCAACCAUCCCCUUAACCGAAUCUCUUUUAAACAACAUCAUUUGGUGAGCAUCAUUCCUAAUCCUCCAAAACUUCAUCCCUUUGUGUCCCCCCGCACACACCUGAGUUCAGGAGGUUGGAAACAAGCUUGCCUUUGUUUUUCCUGAGACUCCUAUCCCUCCUGUUCCUGCCCCUGCUUUCACCACUUGUUCCUCGUAUACCUUUUUUUCUAACCAGCACCCUGCAACCGUUUUAGAAAUGGCUGAGAUCAGACGCAAGUUGGUCAUCGUCGGUGACGGUGCCUGUGGCAAGACCUGUUUGUUGAUGUAUGUUUCUUAAUUCUUCCGCCCUCCAGACCGACUCUUGUUUCAAGCUACUGUUUCACUGACAACGUGUCGAAUAAUGCAGCGUCUUCUCCAAGGGCACUUUCCCCGAGGUAUGCUCCGCAUCACGUAACCCGUCUUCGCGAUCAAUCUUUUGUAUCCGGACUUUAUUACUGACGAACGUUUUCUGCAGGUCUAUGUCCCCACCGUUUUUGAGAACUAUGUUGCCGAUGUCGAAGUCGAUGGAAAGCAUGUAGAGUUGGCCUUGUGGGAUACUGCAGGACAGGAAGAUUACGACCGUCUGCGUCCUCUCUCUUAUCCCGACUCACACGUCAUCUUGAUUUGCUUCGCAAUCGACUCGCCCGAUUCCCUCGAUAACGUUCAGGAGAAGGUACACAGCCCCUUCAUACGUGCGGAUAUCAAGAGUUAUUUAGUUUACUGACUCGGGGACUUUGGGUACGAUAGUGGAUUUCCGAGGUUCUUCAUUUCUGUCAGGGUCUUCCUGUCAUUCUUGUUGGUUGCAAGAAGGAUCUUCGACAUGACCCGAAGACCGUUCAAGAGCUUGCCAAGACAUCCCAAAAGCCCGUGACUGAGGCUGAGGUAUAUAUCCAAUUGAUUAUACGUAGGCCUGAUUCGGGCAUGCUAAUGUUUUAUACAGGGUGAUGCCGUCAAGAAGGUCAUUCGCGCCGACCGUUAUCUGGAGUGCUCAGCCAAGACCAACGAGGGUGUCCGUGAAGUCUUCGAGCACGCUACUCGCUGCGCUCUACUGCAGAAGAAGCCUAAGAAAUCAAAGUGUCUUGUGUUGUAGGUUUGGGAUUAAGGGUUUUUUUUUUUAAAUUUUUUUUAGAUUGGCAGCAAUGGUAGUUCCGGGUUUGGUGAUGGUGUUUUAAAU